Messenger RNA from Pseudogymnoascus verrucosus, 1004 nucleotides. RefSeq lists its product as uncharacterized. The record is from RefSeq and is a predicted model, not a curated record. NCBI's taxonomy places the organism in Eukaryota, Fungi, Ascomycota, Leotiomycetes, Thelebolales, Thelebolaceae. The transcript has 2 exons. Bases 456 to 779 code for a protein of 107 amino acids.
CUCCAGGAGUGACUUGGUAGGCUCUGCACUGGGGGGUAUUUGCUGAUUAGAAUGAGCCAUUUAAUCACUAAUCUUUAAACUCGGAACUAAGCGACCAGCGGAUGGCUCGGUCUUUGCAAACUCAACCACUCAAAAAUUUCUGUGUUUACAAAGAUGCCGCGGAUUAUUAAUGGGAAACUACGUUCGAUGCCUUGCGUUGAAUAGGAGAGAAAUGUUCUUGCAAGUUCAAGCUAGUAAUACAGUGUUAAUCAUCCCGCAGAGAUCUCAGGAUUUGAGCUUAUUCUGGUAAUUACAUUCGAGAUUCAGAGCCAGAGCGAUCCGAAUAUCUCCAAAGCCCCUCUUCUAGCCACCCGGAUACUCAUUCACUUGGAUCGAUUAUCUUCACUCAAAAUUAUUACUUCUACUCCGUAUUAUACCCCUUUGGCAUUAAACAGCAAAAAUCAACUCAUAUCACAAUGUCUACCAAGCCCAUCCGCCGCGUCACCCUCUUCAAGAUCCCAACGGAAGAGGGUCAAGAACAGCUCCUUGCGAAAUACCGCACCCUGCCUCAAGAGGCUCUUAAGGACGGCGCGCCAUACCUCCUCGACAUCCAAGCCGGCAAGGCAUUCCCCGACCAGCGCGCCCAGGACUUCACCCUGGCCGUCUCUACAGUCUUCAAGAACAAGGAGGAUAUGUUGUUCUACGACACUGAGUGCACAGGGCAUGCGGGUAUCAAGAAAGUGGCUAUGGCCGUGCACGAGGGCGUUAUGAUAGUGUAUUUCGAGAGCAUCUUUGACUAGAUGGGUGCAAGUGGGAGACUGGAACUACGGAUAAGUCAGGGAAUGGGACCUCAGUGAGAUGCUACUCGUGAGGGUCAGCGUUCAGUCUUCGUAAUACACGAAGAUUCUACGUAAUAGGCCCAAACGUGACUUCCCGCCGCCCUAUUCAACCCAAGAUCCUUACAGUACUCAUCCCGGAAUAAUCGUACUUACGGUAGAGAACAGAAAGUAAGAAUAAAAUUGCAU